AUGGAUGAGGAGGUUCAGGAAAAGCAGCUUUUGGCCGAGGAAGGAGAUGGAAUGGAGCAGCUUGAAGCCGAGGAGGGACUUGAAGCCACACAACUUGAACCUGAUGGAGCUAAACAUAUGGAGCUGGAACCUGACGGAAUUAAAGAGCUUGCAGCUGAGAAGGAGCUUGUUUCCAAGGAUUCUGUAGCUGCGCCAAUGGAACUGAUUACUCAUUCUGGAGUUAAUCUUGAGCCAAGAUGGAGAAGACAUGAUCCUAAACCUCCCUGGUUUUUGAUCCAAGCUCAAGAGAUCAGCAAAUGGGCAUGUGUCUCAUUUGUACUCUUUUUCCCUUGUGCUAUGGCCUCAGAAGAAGAAGAAGAGGAAACAAGCCGAGAAUCACCAUCAAGCCUCAACGAAGCCAUGCUUGAACAGAUCAAGAAGAUGAUGAUUGAGGAGUUUGAUCGGAGAGAAAAGAUUAAAGAAGGAAAGCGGAAGCAACCUAAGGAUCCUGUCACAUCUAAGAAGAAGCCGAUUGAGGAUCUUAGUGGUUACAUGAUGAUUCCGCCAUUCCAUGGGAACAAUGAUCCGGAUGUCUUUUGGAGCAUUCUGGAGCAUAUGGGACAUAAGGAGCAUGGAGGGACUUGGCACAUGGAAGCAGCUCAACUGGAUACGCAAAGGAAGAAGGGAGAAGCCAUCUUGAAGACCAGCUCGACCGUCUACUCGACCAACCGGUCGAGUUCCUCAACUCGACCGGCCAAGCUUCAACUCGAUCGAGCUGGAAGUCAAAGUCAAACCCGAAAAAUGUUGCUUCCCCCUUGA
Microthlaspi erraticum is the source of this 798-nucleotide messenger RNA. The record is from the annotation of a GenBank genome assembly. Lineage: Eukaryota; Viridiplantae; Streptophyta; Magnoliopsida; Brassicales; Brassicaceae.